UCCCAAAUCUCUCUCUCUCUCUCUCUCUCUCUCUCUCUCUCUCUGAGCAAGGCAGGGAAUCCCCGUUUCAAGAAAGCCCUGAAUCUCUCGGUAACGAAAAAGUGUCAUGUUUAUUCUCGUGAUCUCUCCCCGUUUUCACCAUCCUUUGGAUUUUUCUUGAUCUCAAUCUGAGUGCAGUAAGUACCCUUUUGUUUUCCUUCCCUUCAACUUCCCAAAAGUCUCUUCCUUUCCGAUUCUCUCUUUUCUAAUUCUCCGAUUCUGUAUCGGGAGCUCAUAUCUCUCAGCCAUUGUCUUGGGUUCAAAGCAUUUCAAACGUGCACUCCAAGUGUUCGUUUUCCCUCGCUUUCUCCUUCAACAAGCUUUUGUUGAAGCGCUUAGCUAUUAGCCCCAUAACAGUUUCAUUCAGUUGAACCCGCGUCCUAUUAAAUGCCUAGCUUGUCGUAUUCUAACUUAUUUUUUCUCUUACUCGACGAGUUCAUUGACCGUUAUGAGAUCAUUACUGGAAACACCCAUCUUUCCUGAUUACAAAUGGCCGUUUUAUAUUGAAAACUGUCGAGCAUUCAGCUUAAAUGCUGUUCAUAAUCCCCAAGAAGCGACUUUGGUUACACUUUCGAACCUCCUUGCUUCCCUUUGAGUCGAUAUUCGAUUACCCUGAGCUUUUCUUUUGGCCAGGAGUCUUGGGGUACUUUCACGGCCACCCUUUUGAAGAGCAUGAGGAAAAAUGCUAAUCCUCACCUGGUAAGGAUUUUCAGUGAUCGAAAAUGGAUCGGUCCGUUUCUCGCAAGUUUACUCGUGUCGGUCACGCUGUUGUUUUCUGCUGUUUUCGGGUUGUUUGGAUCUCCCUACGGUGAGGAUCAAUCCGCGUUUGAGGAGAAGUUGGAUGAUCGAAAUGGGCUCUUCGUAGAAUCAGAAAUAGAUAAAUCGGCCAAUGCCAAUGGCCAUUUAGGUGGGGAUGCACCCAGAUUUGCAUAUCUUAUUUCGGGUACAAAAGGCGACAGUCUGAGGAUGAUGAGAACCCUGCAAGCUGUUUAUCAUCCUAGAAACCGGUAUAUUCUGCAUCUGGACCUUGAGGCGCCGCCUCGCGAACGGAUGGAUCUGUCCCUGUCUGUAAAGAAUGAUCCAACAUUCCGUGAAGUAGAGAAUGUUAGAGUAAUGGCUCAGUCGAAUUUGGUUACUUAUAAGGGACCUACAAUGAUUGCAUGUACACUUCAGGCCAUUGCAAUUAUGUUGAGGGAGAAUUUGCCAUGGGACUGGUUUAUAAAUCUCAGUGCUUCGGAUUAUCCUCUUAUGACACAGGAUGAUCUGCUAUUUGUAUUUGCCAAUUUGUCCAGAAGCCUGAAUUUUAUUGAACAUGCUCAGAUUGCUGGGUGGAAAUUGGACCAAAGGGCAAAACCAAUCAUCAUCGAUCCAGGGCUGUACUUGUCAAAAAAGUCCGAAAUAUCUUUGACCACUCAACGUCGAUCACACCCAACAUCCUUUAAGUUAUUUACUGGAUCGGCAUGGGUGAUGCUAACCCGUGAUUUUCUCGAGUACUGCAUUUGGGGAUGGGAUAACCUUCCUAGAACCAUUCUCAUGUACUACACGAACUUUAUAUCCUCUCCAGAAGGUUAUUUUCACACUGUCAUUUGUAAUGCCAAAGAGUACCGCAAGACUGCGGUGAGCCAUGACCUUCACUACAUUGCUUGGGCCAACCCACCAGGGCAGCAUCCUCUUGAUCUCUCCCUCAGGCAUUUCAAUGAAAUGGUUAAAAGCAAGGCCCCGUUUGCGAGAAAGUUUAGGGAAAAUGAUCCGGUCUUGGGGUUGAUCGACAGUGAGCUAUUAGGUAGGACAAACCGGUUCACACCUGGAGGGUGGUGCAUUGGGAACUCAGAUGGUGACGCUGACCCUUGCUCCUUGCGGGGUGAUGAUUCGGUAUUUAAGCCGGGACCUGGAGCUGAGAGAUUGCUGGAGUUGCUUCGGGAGCUUUUGUCAGAAGGAUUCCGGAGCAAGCAGUGCUCUUAAAUGGUGAGUAGGAUCUUAAGCAACCUCAAGUCUAAAUUUUUGCAUCGGUAGAUCUUACGGUUGAUGUAGUCAUUAUAGUUCACCAGAAUGAAACGGAAGGUAUCUUUUUGAUUGUGGUAUGCUUUUAUGAUUUUCAAUUGCUCUUAGCUAACUGCCUUCUCUUUUUAUC
This is a messenger RNA of Rhodamnia argentea, 2170 nucleotides long. RefSeq names its product beta-glucuronosyltransferase GlcAT14A-like. The coding region runs from base 712 to 2001 and encodes 429 amino acids. The transcript has 4 exons. Lineage: Eukaryota; Viridiplantae; Streptophyta; Magnoliopsida; Myrtales; Myrtaceae. The record is from RefSeq and is a predicted model, not a curated record. Gene Ontology annotation, cellular component: membrane. Gene Ontology annotation, molecular function: glucuronosyltransferase activity.